Xenopus laevis (African clawed frog) is the source of this 5476-nucleotide messenger RNA. RefSeq names its product eukaryotic translation initiation factor 2 alpha kinase 3 S homeolog (gene eif2ak3.S). Bases 327 to 3695 code for a protein of 1122 amino acids. The record is from RefSeq and is a predicted model, not a curated record. Lineage: Eukaryota; Metazoa; Chordata; Amphibia; Anura; Pipidae. Gene Ontology annotation, cellular component: endoplasmic reticulum membrane; nucleus; cytoplasm. Gene Ontology annotation, molecular function: nucleotide binding; eukaryotic translation initiation factor 2alpha kinase activity; non-membrane spanning protein tyrosine kinase activity. The transcript is spliced from 18 exons.
AAGCGAAGCUGAGGGAUAUAGUCUUAGUCUAAAACAGACAGGAGAACCUGCCCUGACGCCCACAAAGUAUUAGGAAGAGACCAGCGAGUAUAAACGGAUCAGCAGUCCAGUGUAGUUGUGACUGACACGCCUCAUACAAUUUGAAGAGACCGCGGAACCGUAAAGAGGACGCGGGGCACUUAUUGAGCACCUGCUCUGCCAGGUUUUAGACCACGUGAUGGUGACGCCGUGCGUGACGUCAGCUAAGGAAGAGUAGCCUUUAGGGAGCCGCAGAAUCGAAGUGUUAUGAGGUGAAAGUGUUCGGAGCUACGCGGGUUCACGAGCCCAUGGAGGGCAGGAGCGUCUGGGUGUGGAGAUUCGGCCUGUCUCUAGUCACUCUGCUGCUGGUGAGAGCGGCCGCGGCCGGGCUGCUGGAGCAGGAGGCACCGGGGGGUGAUGUGGCGGCUUAUCCGUGGGAGGAAGAGGAGAGCGCUGCGGGGAGCAGUCUGAGCUCUUUAUCCUCCGGAGCCGCCGCUUUCCCUGCUGGGGAGGUGACUGUGGAGGAUGUGGAGUCCGGGGCUGAGCAGGAACACGCGGAACGAAUGAAGGACGAGCGGAGACCCAGCAGGUCUCUGGUUAUUAUCAGCACUUUAGAUGGGAGAAUUGCAGCACUGGAUGCAGAGAAUCAUGGCCGAAAACAAUGGGACUUUGAUAUUGGCUCUGGUUCCCUUGUGUCUUCCAGCCUUAGUAAGCCAGAGGUUUUUGGCAAUAAAAUGAUUAUUCCCUCCCUGGAUGGUGACCUAUUUCAGUGGGAUCGAGACAGAGAAAGUAUGGAAGCUGUUCCGUUUACUGUAGAGUCUCUGCUGGAGUCUUCACACAAGUUCGGAGAUGAUGUGGUACUAGUUGGAGGGAAAUCUCUAACAACAUAUGGCCUCAGUGCAACCACUGGGAAGGUAAAAUAUAUCUGCUCUGCCAUGGGCUGUCGGCGGUGGAAUGAAGAUGAAUCUGAGCAGGAUGAUAUAUUAUUGUUGCACAGAAAGCAAAAAACAGUGCGGGCAGUGGGUCCCCGCAGUGGGAAUGAAAAGUGGAAUUUCAGCGUUGGACACUUUGAAUUGAGAUAUAUCCCAGAUAUUGAGCCUGGAGUUGGGUUUAUUGAAGGGCAGCUUGAGCCAACUUAUAGCACCGAUGAGUCUAGGAUUAUUUCUGAUGGAGAUGACCAAGAAGUUGGAACCACAGAUUUGGCCAUCAAGGUUUCUGUAGCUGACUGGAAGGUUAUGGCUUUCAACAGAAAGCUUGACCAUUUGGAGUGGGAACACCAGUUCUGCACUCCAAUCGCUUCAGCCUGGCUCGUUCGAAAUGGAAAGGUUGUUCCCAUUAGCCUUUUUGAUGAUACGAGUUAUACAUCGGAUGAUGAAAUCCUCGAGGAUGAAGAAGACCUUGUAGAGGCAGCAAGAGGUGCCACGGAGUCCAGCUUCUACUUAGGAAUGUACCGCGGACAGCUUUACCUUCAAUCAUCUGUAAGAAUUUCUGAGAAGUUUCCUGUAAAUCCAACUGCAUUGGAUACUAGGAAUAAGGACAAUGCCAUUAUAUCUCUACCCAGGAUUAAAUGGAAACCUUUAAUUCACUCACCCUCCCGGACUCCUGUUCUGGUUGGCUCAGAUGAGUUUGAUAAGUGCCUGAGCAAUGAUAAGUUCUCUCAUGAAGAAUACAGCAACGGUGCACUUUCUGUUCUGCAGUAUCCAUAUGGAAACCCAAGACUCGUACAGCAAAGAACUGCAAGACAGAUAGUAGUGCCUGUGAUCUCAGUUGGGCAUUCUGUUCAUACUUCAGCUCUGACUGAUAAUGGGUAUUAUUUGCCUUACUACAAGAGGGAACGGAACAAGCGAGGCACUCAGAUCACUGUUGGGAUCUUGGAGAAUCCAAACUACAAAAACAUUCGGAAGAAAGAUCCAGUCCUUCUCCUGCACUGGUGGAAGGAGAUUGUGGGCACAAUCCUGUUCUGUAUCACUGCCACCACUUAUGUUGUGCGCAAGCUGUUCCAACCAAAUCUAAGCAGUGCCAGGAAGAGAAAAGAGUCUGAGACACAGUGUCAAACUGACUGCAAAUAUGAUGCUAUAAACGGAGACCUGAAAGACAACUUGAGCGACUACAAGAAUUGCGGCUACGUGUCACGGUACCUCACAGAUUUUGAGCCCAUUCAGUGCCUCGGCCGUGGAGGGUUUGGAGUGGUGUUUGAAGCCAGAAACAAAGUCGAUGACUGUAACUACGCAAUCAAGAGAAUCCGCCUUCCAAAUAGGGAACUCGCUCGAGAGAAAGUGAUGCGUGAGGUAAAGGCCUUGGCCAAACUAGAGCACCCAGGCAUCGUGCGCUAUUUCAACGCAUGGUUGGAAGCACCUCCAGAAUUGUGGCAGGAAAAGAUGGAUGAACUGUGGUUAAAGGAUGGAAGCACUGAUUGGCCACUAAGCUCUCCCACCCCUCUGGAUGGUCCUUCUGUAAAGGUCCGGAGCGUUGAUCCAUAUUCAAUGAAAGAGCAAGUAGAAGUAAUCACCCCGUCGGAAAGCUACAGCUACCUGCCUUCUGCAUUUAUUGCUGUGCAAGGGGAGAGUGAGGAGGCAUCACCUCGCAGGCAGUCCAGAAGCGAAGCUUUCAAUGAGUCUUCCCUGGUAAACCUGCAGGACAGUUGCCUUUCAGACUUUGAUUUAGAUGACGGUUCUGAAGAUGAGAACACAGGAAUUUGGUAUGAACAUUGCCCUCGUACGGCGGCAGAUAUCGGGGUACCCGAAAGAACAUCAUCUUCUAUAGUUUUUGAAGAUUCUGGUUGUGACAAUUCUUCCAACCACGUAGACAAGGCAGAGGUUUCAGUCCUUAUCACGAAUAGCGAGUUUUCAGAAAGAGAGAGCGCAAGCCAAGACUCUAAUGAAAGCAAACCCACCUCCACAAGCACUUUAUCUGAGUCUCCUCCCAGGCCCAACUCCUUAUGUCUUGAUCUAAAUAAAAACGCUGCUGAAAGUAUAAAGCCCAGCUCCCCAAAGGUUUACCUCUACAUCCAGAUGCAGCUGUGCCGUAAAGAGAACCUAAAAGACUGGAUGAGUGUGCGUUGCUCACUACAGGAGCGGCCUCAGGCGGAAAGUCUUCAUGUAUUUUUGCAGAUUGCAGAAGCCGUUGAGUUUUUACACAGCAAAGGGCUUAUGCACAGGGAUCUCAAGCCUUCCAAUAUAUUUUUUACAGUAGACGAUGUAGUUAAAGUAGGAGAUUUUGGGCUGGUGACUGCAAUGGACCAAGAAGAAGAUGAAGAAACCGUUUUAACACCAAUGCCAGCAUAUGCCCGUCAUACAGGUCAAGUGGGAACUAAACUGUAUAUGAGCCCCGAGCAGAUUUUUGGCCAAAGCUAUUCCCACAAAGUGGAUAUCUUCUCCCUUGGGCUGAUCUUGUUUGAGCUUUUAUACCCAUUUAGCACACAGAUGGAGCGAGUCAGAGUAUUAACAGAAUUACGCGACUUGAAGUUCCCAGAACUAUUUACAGAGCGAUAUGCCACCGAGCAAAAAAUGGUACUGCACAUGCUAUCUCAUAACCCAAAUGAAAGGCCGGAGGUUGAAGAAAUCAUUGAGAACCCUGUGUUUGACAGCAUUGACCUUCUUGGGAAGCUGGCCCUCAGACAGAGGUCUCGUUCCUUAAGCGCUUCCGGUAUAAAGACUUUCAGGCAGUCCAGCAAGUGAAUGGAUUGCACCAAUUUGCACCACUUUAUAGCUCCUCCUGCUUCAGUGGGCUGACGUUUCCCCCGCAAAGCGUAUGAAGAACAUGAAGCAGGCGAUUGUUGCGCCACUGUAACUCCAAUAUGAUUGGCUUAGCGUAGUAAGAGCAAUACAAAGUGCUUGGGUUAAAACCUUAAUACCUUGUGCCCUUCAGCCCUGUUACUCUUCCUCAGGUGACUGGCUAGCAAUGGAUCCUUGCCUUUUUAUAUUUAUAUUUUUACUUGAUGGAAAGCACAAGCCUUUGAAGUGCAGAGCAAAAGGGGAAAAAAUGUGGAAUUUGUAAAAUAGAACAAAUAUUUUUCUAGAGCUAAUGGUAAAUAAGGAAAGCAUUGUGCUUUGACUGUAAUCCAAUGUCAAAUCCGUGAGCAAAGGAUCAUGUAUCAAGUCAUAGCUAUUGUUUUUAGCUUUUUAUUGUUUUAAGUCAGCAAAAGGAAUUUCUUUUUGUGGUGGUUUUUUUUUUUUUAGCUUUACCCGCCAUCUUGUUUUUAGAACACCGCUGAUUUCAUUUCAAAGAUAUCAUUCCUGUUCAUCUACUGUAGCUGCUGCUAGAAAAUGCUGGGGGAUGUAGUUUAUCUGUAUAUGGAGGGCUGCACAAUAUAUUUUAACAUUCUUGCAGGUCUCUAUCAUGCAGAUAUACCGCUGUUCAUUCAGUUAUAACCUUGCUGUCUAUGAGAGACAGAUUAAUUGACAAGAGUCUUCAAGAGGAAAAACGAAUCUCCCAUUUUAACGUGAACUAAUUUAAGUUGGGCUUAAAAACUGAACGGCCCAACACUAAGCCCAAGUGAAAGUUAUCUUGCCUUUAAAUGACCAUGUCCCUCCAAACCCUUUUCCAAACACUACAUUUUAACUGCCCAAAACAUCAAUUUUUUUUAAUCAGCCUUUGAAGAUAGAGCUUUAUUUCUAUGAAUACAGCUGCCAUCUGGUAUCCAGUGAUGUCACUCUCCUUCCAAGCAUUGCAUCAUAUGUAUCCAGUGAUGUCACUCUCCUUCCAAGCAUUGCAUCAUAUGUAUUCACCUUCUGGCCUCUAGUCAUCACUAGAAGGAAAUCAUCUUUGCUCAAGACGUUGGGUGUUAACAUAGAUUGGGCGCCAGUUCAGUGGAAGUGAUGUUCUCCUGCUCCUUGACAAUCAAAGCUUUCUCGCUGAGCUGUAGGGAAGGUUGGAAUAUAAAGAUGCUGCAUAGAAAGGUGUUUUGCUUGUUUUAAAGCACCUAUUCCGAUGGGAAAUAAUCAUUUAUGAAGGUUUCUUUGUCCUUUAAGGAAAGCGUAGAAGUUGCUGAUGAUCAUGAACUCCUUUUCAAAGAAAUAACCAUGAAGUUUUUCUCUAAAUGCUUGUGACUUGCACUUCUGUUUAAUCAUGUGACCUGGAAAGAGCAAAUCCUUUUCUGAAGCCUCUGGUAAGCCCAAUCAUGGGACAGGAUUAAUGUGUUUUUUUCCAUUUUCCUUUGUUUGUCAUGAAUUUAUUUCUGUGUACCUGUUGCUGCUGUGUCUCGGUUGACUUGCUUUGACGACUUCUUAAACGUCUUACAGGCUGGGAAACCGGUUAUUGGGUUUAUACGUUUAACAACGCGUCUCGUGUAAAUAUGUUUCUUUCCGUUGUGCGUUCUCGUCUUGUUUAAUUUAUGUCAAGUCAAUCCGUUUGGGGUUGUUCUGUACAGAACACUUGUUACGAAAUGAGAACAUUUAAGUGCAUUCGAUAAUGUUGACUUUUUUCAAGUCUGAAUGAUUUAAUAAACUGUUUUUAUUUA